AUGAUGUCCAUCGCGGAUUGUGCGCGCUUAGGUAUGAAGAAGCAAGCUCGUGAGCUUUGGGCUCACGCAGAAACAGGACUGGUUUUGCCGGGGGAUGGUGGGUACGAGCUUCGGCUGUACAGCAUGCUCAACAAGGCGGCAGUUCCGGUUUUCUUCAACCACAGGGGCGUCUCCUUCCCCAAGCUGCCCUUUACCGCCCUUUUGCCGUGGAGCAAGUUUGCCAUCUUCUGGGAUUCGGGUCAGAGCCGGCGAGUGCUAGGCGAAGCCAACGAUGGUGCUCACUUGCUGAGACAUGUGGACAAAGUGGGCGCCGCUUACCAACUGCUGCUGCAGUUGGCCCUGAUGGAUCCACAGGUCAUUGAAAAGAAGCGUCGCAAACUGCUGCGAUAUGCUCCGAGCCUGUCCUGGGAGACCCCGCGAUGUCCGGGCACCUUGCGGAAGUCAGCCUUGGACCAUUUGGGUGCUGAGCUCGCGCAUCGACUGACAAGGUUUUUGCAGACCAGCAGUGGGCUGAUCCACUGGCUGGACUGGUAUUGGAAAGUCGCCGACGACCAUCUAGAAAACAGCCAAAGCGAGGAUCUUACUGGCACCGGUUGCCCUUUGGGCUAUCCAAUUUGCCAAAGGCACGAAGGUGGGAACAUCUGCGUAUCAACCUGGAGGGGGACGCCAUUUGCUUGCCCCAUUGGCUGUGAGGUUUCGGAGGUGCCUCCGCUGUGCCAAACACCAACAGGCGCUGCGUGCAAUUUGCCGGCCCACCCACGACACCCGUGCGGUGAAUAUCCUCACCAGAACCAUCCAGCGGAGGUGCCAUAUCCAGACCAUAUUGUCCGCCGUCCACGGGUCGCCCUCAUUACUUGGUCAGACCGGCCGCAGGUGUCCCGAAUGACGCUGCCUGCCCUUGAGCGCUUCUGUGAAGAGCACCCUGGCCGGUAUGAGCUCAUCGUUGAACAGGCCCCAAUUCUAGACUCGUCCACAUUUGUGGCAGCCUGGAACAAGAUCGCAUUCAUGCGCCGUGUGCUUCUCACAAGGCUCCAUGACGCCGUUCUUUGGAUCGAUGACGACGUCUUGAUCACCGCGCCGACGCGGGAUCCCAUCUUCGAAGGGCUCAAGAAGAGCAUACUCCGCCUGCAUUCGGACCACUUCAUCUAUGCAUCCAAGGAUGUCAGGCACGACGAACGUGUUCCAAUGAAUACGGGCAUAUUGGGCUUGCGCAAUGGUCGCCAGGCAUUGAAAUUUCUUGAGGAGAUGUUUCGCAUUGCCAGGGAGGUGGUUGUGUUGGACGAGCAGGCCUUUGUUCCACGAUAUGAAGGCUGGUGGGAUCAGGAUGCAGCUGCUGAAUGGGUGAGGAGGCAUGGCCUAAAAUGGGCUUAUUUGGAGGAGCACAGGACAAUUCAGUCCUUGGUGCGAGACUGGGAGACCAUGAAAUGGCAGCCAGGCGACUUCGCCGCGCACUUCAGCGGCAUUCGCAACGAGGCAGUGCGGAUGAAGCUGAUGCAGCAAUUCCAGCACCGGCAGGUGCUGGAGGUGAAGGGCGGGUGGUAG
This is a messenger RNA of Effrenium voratum, 1542 nucleotides long. The record is from the annotation of a GenBank genome assembly. NCBI's taxonomy places the organism in Eukaryota, Dinophyceae, Suessiales, Symbiodiniaceae.